AUGAUAAACUGUGAGGAAGAUGAGACCUUACAGCACCUCCUCAUGGACUGCCACAGAGCCGAGGAGGUGUGGUCGCUCCUACGGGGCAUCGGUUUGGAGUUCGACGUAGAAUAUGCCUCAAUCAUGUAUUGUAUUCUGGAUGAGGUAAAAGGAGGAAAGGGACUCGGCAAAGGAGGCGCUAAGCGUCACCGCAAAGUGCUCCGUGAUAACAUCCAGGGCAUCACCAAGCCCGCCAUCCGCCGUCUGGCUCGCCGCGGCGGAGUGAAGCGUAUCUCCGGUCUGAUCUACGAGGAGACCCGCGGUGUGCUGAAGGUGUUUCUUGAGAACGUGAUCCGUGAUGCCGUCACCUACACCGAGCACGCCAAGAGGAAGACCGUGACCGCCAUGGAUGUGGUGUACGCUCUGAAGAGGCAGGGCCGCACCCUGUACGGCUUCGGGGGAUAAACUCAUCUGACUGAAACACACAAAGGCUCUUUGAAGAGUCCGGGAUCAAGAACA
This is a messenger RNA of Trematomus bernacchii (emerald rockcod), 498 nucleotides long. RefSeq names its product histone H4-like. The transcript has 2 exons. Gene Ontology annotation, biological process: nucleosome assembly. Gene Ontology annotation, molecular function: structural constituent of chromatin; DNA binding; protein heterodimerization activity. The record is from RefSeq and is a predicted model, not a curated record. Lineage: Eukaryota; Metazoa; Chordata; Actinopteri; Perciformes; Nototheniidae. Bases 1 to 444 code for a protein of 147 amino acids. Gene Ontology annotation, cellular component: nucleosome.